Molecule: messenger RNA, 1332 nt
Organism: Talpa occidentalis (Iberian mole)
Lineage: Eukaryota; Metazoa; Chordata; Mammalia; Eulipotyphla; Talpidae
Product: olfactory receptor 2H2-like
Exons: 3
Coding region: 1-1332 (443 amino acids)
Biological process (GO): G protein-coupled receptor signaling pathway
Cellular component (GO): membrane
Molecular function (GO): olfactory receptor activity; G protein-coupled receptor activity
Source: RefSeq, a predicted model, not a curated record
AUGGCCGCCAGCCGAGAUAGCGUCAGGGGCGGCCGGCACCGACCUGCCCCCGCCGCCAGGAGCGCCGGGCAGCACCGGGCCCAGAGCCCCCCUCGAGAAACCAGUGCAGAGCAGCUCCGUCUCAGGCCGCGCCCUGCGGCGCCUCCCCUUCCCGGGGAACAGCUGGCGACGCCGCUCCCCCCCUUCCUCAGGAGCUGCGCCUUCUUCCUUCCAGGGCUGCGGCUGUCUCUGUCCCGCGCGCAGCUCCGGACCCGGACCCGGACCCGGACGCAGCUCCAGCUCCUCCCCGGGGACUGCCAACUGAGGGAACCGCAGCCCUGGGGUGUCCUGGACAAGCUGCCCAUGCAGGAGGCCAGUGAGAGUCCGGCCAGUGGCGGACGGGUGCCCGUCGGACCUGCCAACGACACCUUCCCAGAUGGCUUCAUCCUGUUGGGGUUCUCAGAUAAACCCCGACUGGAAAUGACCCUCUUCGUGCUGGUGUCCAUCUUUUACAUGGUCACCCUCGGGGGCAACAUCACCAUCAUCCUGCUGUCUCACCUGGACCCCCAGCUCCACACCCCCAUGUACUUCUUCCUCAGCCAGCUCUCCGUGCUGGACCUCUGCUUCACCACCAGCUGCAUCCCCCAGAUGCUGGUCAACCUGUGGGGCCCGGACAAGACCAUCAGCUACCUGGGCUGUGCCGUCCAGCUCUACAUCUUCCUGGGGCUGGGGGCUGCCGAGUGCGUGCUGCUGCUGGUCAUGGCCUUCGACCGCUACGUGGCCGUGUGCCGGCCCCUGCACUACGCUGUCAUCAUGCACCCCAGGCUCUGUCACAAGCUGGCCUUCCUUGUCUGGGUCAGUGGGAUUUUUGGCACCUUGGUCCAGUCCCCCUCCACCAUGAAGCUGCCCUUCUGCCCUCACCACCAGGUGGACGACUUUGUCUGUGAGGUCCCUGCCCUGAUCCGCCUGGCCUGCGGGGACACGCACGUCAACGAGCUCCAGAUAUCUGUGAUCGGCGCCCUCUUCCUCCUGGGGCCUCUCCUGCUCAUCCUGGUCUCCUACGGACGCAUCGCCCAGGCGGUGCUGGCCAUCCAGUCCCAGGAGGGCAGGAGCAAGGCCUUCCGCACCUGCUCCUCCCACCUGGCCGUCGUCUUCCUGUUCUACUGCAGUGUCACCGCCGUCUACAUCCGACCCCGGAGCCAUUUCUCCCAGAAAGCAGGGAAGUUCCUCACCCUUUUCUACACGGUGGUGACCCCCACGCUCAACCCCCUCAUCUACACCUUGAGGAACAAGGACGUGAAGGGGGCUGUCAGGAGACUCUUGGCGAAAGGCAGGCAGGCCGGGGAGGACUGA